AUGCUCAAUUCUCGAGAAUCCCCGCUAACCGUCCAGAUCCCUCGGAGCCAAGAGCCGGAGGAGAUGCUCGACACCCACAGCGAGCCGCCAUGCGCGGUAGACGAUCAGCAUAG
Messenger RNA from Mesorhabditis spiculigera, 113 nucleotides. The record is from the annotation of a GenBank genome assembly. NCBI's taxonomy places the organism in Eukaryota, Metazoa, Nematoda, Chromadorea, Rhabditida, Rhabditidae.